Molecule: messenger RNA, 882 nt
Organism: Gavia stellata (red-throated loon)
Lineage: Eukaryota; Metazoa; Chordata; Aves; Gaviiformes; Gaviidae
Gene: RHBDL1
Product: rhomboid like 1
Exons: 7
Coding region: 1-882 (293 amino acids)
Cellular component (GO): membrane
Molecular function (GO): serine-type endopeptidase activity
Source: RefSeq, a predicted model, not a curated record
AUGGACAGGAGCUCCCUGCUCCAGCUCAUCCAGGAGCAGCUCGACCCCGAAAACACCGGCUUCAUCGGGGUGGAGACAUUCGCCAGCCUCGUGCACAGCCAUGAGCUGCCCCUGGACCCUGCCAAGCUGGACAUGCUGGUGGCCCUGGCGCAGGGCAAUGACGAGGGGCAGGUCUGCUAUCAGGAGCUGGUAGACCUGAUCAGCAGCAAGCGCUCGAGCAGCUUCAAGCGCGCCAUCGCCAACGGGCAGCGAGCCCUGCCCCGCGACGUGCUGCUGGACGAGACUGGCCUGGGCUUCUACAAGCGCUUCGUCCGCUACGUGGCCUACGAGAUCCUGCCCUGCGAGAUGGACCGGCGCUGGUACUUCUACCAGCACCGCACGUGUCCGCCCCCCGUCUUCAUGGCGGCCGUCACCCUCACCCAGAUCAUCGUGUUCCUCUGCUACGGGGCGCGGCUGAACAAGUGGGUGCUGCAGACCUACCACCCCGAGUACAUGAAGAGCCCCCUGGUCUACCACCCCGGGCACCGGGCGCGUGCCUGGCGCUUCCUCACCUACAUGUUCAUGCACGUGGGGCUGGAGCAACUGGGGUUCAACGCCCUCCUGCAGCUGAUGAUCGGGGUGCCCCUGGAGAUGGUGCACGGCAUCCUGCGCAUCAGCUUCCUCUACCUGGCCGGCGUCCUGGCAGGCUCCCUCACUGUCUCCAUCACGGACAUGCGGGCGCCCCUGGUUGGGGGCUCCGGGGGGGUCUACGCGCUCUGCUCAGCCCACCUCGCCAACGUCGUCAUGAACUGGGCCGGGAUGCGUUGCCCCUACAAGCUGCUGCGGAUGGUGCUGGCGCUGGUGUGCAGUGAGUACCCAUGGGGGUGGGUGGGUGCCCAUUGA